Clonostachys byssicola is the source of this 480-nucleotide messenger RNA. The record is from the annotation of a GenBank genome assembly. NCBI's taxonomy places the organism in Eukaryota, Fungi, Ascomycota, Sordariomycetes, Hypocreales, Bionectriaceae.
AUGCCUCGUAAGCAAAAGACAGCCGAAUCCGUCAUCCAGGAUCGCGAGAAUCAGCGCCGGUCUCGCGCGCGCCGCCGCGACUACAUCGAGCACCUAGAGGCGCGUGUCCGAGAGUACGAGAAAGCGGGCGCGCAGGCAACGAUUGAAAUGCAGAAAGCUGCUCGCGCCGUCCAAGCCGAAAACCGGUCGUUGCGUGCGAUUCUCGCCUCUUACGGGCUUUCACCUGCUGCCAUCCAGAUGAAAAUCGACGAGGAAGCCAAAAAGGCAGAGCUUUCUUCUUCCUCUGAUUCGCAAGUCCAUCCGGAACCCACCACACCAUUAGAGAAACCGUGCGAGGAGGCCGCCGCUAUUCUUGCUCAGCUAGGGAAUGGAUCGGACUCUUCCUCGAUUCGCGACUUGCUCGGCUGUGUUGGGGAGGGGAAGUGCUUUGUUAGGAAUACGGAACUGAUGCAGAUCAUGGAACAAGAAACGCAACGGUAA